Molecule: messenger RNA, 1620 nt
Organism: Protopolystoma xenopodis
Lineage: Eukaryota; Metazoa; Platyhelminthes; Monogenea; Polystomatidea; Polystomatidae
Source: the annotation of a GenBank genome assembly
AUGACUCUUGUUUCUGACAAGUGGUGCUGCAGACUCCGGCUCCGGGUCACCUCAUCUCCCUCCCGGCGCCUCCGGGCGUCUGACUCGCAGGCGAUGCUGAUGCGCUCGGUAAACAGAGUCACCUCGCCGACGUGGAUGGCCGAGUCGACUGUAAGCCGAGCAAACGGUGGCGCAGUUAAAGUGAAGAUGAACAGCCUCCGAUGUCCGCCUGGAGCAGCGGUUGCGGCUACUGCUGUUGCCAUGCCUACCGAGUCUCAAUGCCCCUCCGGAUGUGGGCCCGGGUCUGCGUCUGCGUCUGCGUCUGUGUGUGGCCCGGCUUCUGGCUGUGCGGCUGGCGGUGGCGGUGGUGGUGGGGACGACAAAGUAGAGGAAAGUGGACAAAAUCAGGUCCCUGAUUUGAAGCCGGCUGGGAAGUCGGCAGAAGAGAUGGCGAAGGCGAAGAUGAGAGGCAGAGCUGGAGAAGAGGAGGGUGUAGAUUCUGCCGAUCCUGGGCCAGAGAAUCACGAGGACGGCCGAAGGAGGGUGGCCAAGAAAGAGGUGAAAGUAAUUGCCGAGCCGGACGAAUCAUGUGAAAGCGGCACGGGGGCCGGAGGUGGUGAAGAAGCUAGUGUGAAUGGGAAACAUGUGUCGUCGUCACAAGACGUGAAGGAGAAUGGCCAUAAGGCAAAUGAACAAAUGGAAUUGGGAGAGGACGAGGAAGAGGAAAAGGAGGAGGAGGAGGAGGGGGAGGUGGGGGAGAAUGAGGAGGAUGAAGAGGAGGAGGAUGAGGAAGAUGAAGAUGAUGAAUCGGGGCCAAAGACAAGACUGCCACGACAACCGAUCAGACUACAAAGCGCGUCAGUUGCCAGGGCAACUGGACAGGCCGUGAAGAGUCUGGAUUCAUUGGACAGCCGUCUCGACAAUUCGUGGCCAACAACCGGCGCGGCUGUGUCACAAGCCGCCUGUACUCGCCUGGACUGUCGUGGGUCUGGACGGCGCGGAGACGGCGGUAACCGAGUCGGACUGACCGAGUUGCCAGAGGGGGUGAAGGACGGUGAGGUGGUGGAGAGGCCGAGUUUGAAGACGGUCAGAGAGCCACGACAAGAGGAGUUGCGUCGUCGGUUGAUCGGUUCCAUGUGCCGACUCAUUCCUCACGAGAAGCGGCUCAGCAUCAGAAUGCUGGUCAAUUUCUCCAUUGACGACGGUGACUCGGAGAGUCUCAUCAUCGACGAGUUGAUCACCAACCGCAAACGCAGUCACAAACCAGACCCAGGCGAAUCGGCCGAAGAGGGCGAGAAUGAGAUGGACUGCCUGACGAGCGAGAAACGGGCUCGACCACCGACACGUCCUCCGGCCAGACUCUUGCAGCCCAGUCAGACUACAUCGUUUCCGGUUGCCGAGGCGACUGGCGGUCGGGCGGAGAAGAGGAGACGGCGUAAACGCGGCAAGACGCAUGGCAACAAUACGCCGGCGCUCAACGCCCUCGACUUGACGGUCCGACAAUUGCCAGUCUGCCUGACCAGGGCCUCUGGUCGUCGAGGCAGUGAGGGGGGCAAAGUGAAAUGUCGCGUGUCGGACAGCAACGCCAACGUCAACGUGAAUGCCGACGCCGAGGGGGACGGCGAAGAGGAGGUGGAGGAG